GUCCCACGCAAUGCGCAAGGGGGGAUUCUAAAGGGGGGGGGGGCCAUCUCUCUCAGCUGAGGUUAUCCGCCCCGUAAAUAAACAUUCCGAUCCCCGGAUUUACGAUAAACAGUUUACCAGCGAGCGGCACAUGGCACCAUUCGGGCCUCACUACCUAGGUAGACUAAGUUUAGGGAUAACGACAGCGGACAUCUUGUCAUCAAUAAGCCUAAAAAUUAACAAUGACGAACUGGGUUGACUAAAAAUACCAACCCGGCCCCCUCCCCCGUCCCGCUCCUAUUCAGGUCCAGGAUCGAGAGAGAGAGAGACAGCAAGAGAGAGCAUAGAGAAUAUCUACCAGCAAUUCCGCGAUCCAAGAUUCAAGAAUUUAUACCCCAAAUUCGAAAUUCCUAUAACUUAAUCAAUAACGGAUGCGCUCAUCCCAUAUACGUAUACGUAUACGCAUAGUUAAUCGCAACCAUGUCGUUCCUAUUUUCGAGGGCCAGAACCAGAACUAACACUCUGGAUCUUCCUAAGCAAGCCAGAGAUCAUCUUCUCAAGCUUGACACCCCCGGCAAAGCUGAGGAGCUAGCGAAGGUGCUGAACCAGAUGAAGCUCAUCCUUCAAGGAACACCAGACGUGGAUAGUACCCCAGAGCAAGUAUACCAGCUGGUUACAGGUCUGAUAGAAGAGGAUCUUCUCCUUCUGCUAGCUCAAACCCUACACCGCCUCCCCUUCGAGUCCCGAAAAGACACGCAAGUUAUAUUCUCCUACGUGUUCCGGUUCCGACCCCCGACGGCGUCGCCGAAGACGGAUCCUGUCGCGUUGAGCUACGUAGUAAACAAUAAACCCCAGAUUUUAUUAGAACUAUGUCGAGGGUACGAUCACAAGGAGAGCGCAACGCCCGCGGGCACUGUGCUUCGUGAAGUGCUAAAGAACGAGGCGGCCGCUGCCAUUAUAUUAUAUGACGAUGGGGAAGAGCCCGGUUCUAGUUUGAAGGGCGUAACAGCCAUUGAUAGAGAGCGACCACAGAGCGGUAAUGGUGUUUUUUGGCGAUUCUUCGAAUGGAUCGACAAGAGUUCGUUUGAAGUUGCCGCCGACGCCUUCACGACAUUCAGAGAACUCCUCACAAAACACAAAGAGCUCGUGCCACGCUACCUCUCGAUAAACUUCGAGCUCUUCUUCGACAAGUACAACAAUAUCCUAGUACAGUCGAACAGCUACGUAACGAAGCGGCAGUCGAUCAAGUUGCUGGGCGAGAUAUUGCUCGACCGGUCCAACUACAACGUCAUGACCGCGUACGUCGACCGCGGGGAGCACCUCAAAAUCUGCAUGAACCUGCUGCGCAGCGACCGCAAGAUGGUGCAGUACGAGGGCUUCCACGUCUUCAAGGUCUUCGUGGCCAACCCCCACAAGUCCAUCGCCGUGCAGAAGAUCCUGCUCAUGAACCGCGAGAAGCUCCUCAACUUCCUCUCCCACUUUCUCGAGGACCGCACCGACGACGAGCAGUUCAUCGACGAGCGCGAGUUCCUCAUCAAGCAGAUCAGGAACAUGCCCCCGAACCCCGUUCCUCCGACUCGCCAGCUAGCGGUCUAGGGACCUUCUGACGGACAAAUCGAUUUCAAGCAUGGUUCAAAUUUUCAUUUUCCGCUUUGGUAGCAAGGGGCUUCUUAGAUAUCAGGCUUGAACAGUAGACGUACCAAGCAGCCGUCAUUGGCAAUCAUUGUGUGCAUGUAGUUAGGCGUUUAGGUAAUGACUGGACAAACGAAAGUACAGACGAGCGCCAAUCGCAAUGAAACCUCUCAAUGAUAUAUUAUUUCCUCGUGAUAAGACAUAAUUCAUAGUAGUAUCUACCCUUAAGUUAGGUACCUACUUACUAUCAGAGCAGGUUGUUGUUGUGAGCAGUGGAUUCUAGCUUAGGUAGCUAUAAAAUAUACGAUACAAGCUUGUGAUAUGCUAUCACAAUAGUCA
This is a messenger RNA of Daldinia caldariorum, 1950 nucleotides long. Its product is annotated as Mo25-like protein. The record is from RefSeq and is a predicted model, not a curated record. The transcript has 4 exons. Bases 460 to 1575 code for a protein of 371 amino acids. Gene Ontology annotation, molecular function: protein serine/threonine kinase activator activity. Gene Ontology annotation, biological process: intracellular signal transduction. NCBI's taxonomy places the organism in Eukaryota, Fungi, Ascomycota, Sordariomycetes, Xylariales, Hypoxylaceae.